AUGGCUGCCCCUGAAGGAUACCCUCUUCUGUGUUUGGAGAACCCCCUCCUGGACAUCCAGGCCGUGGGUGACGAAGCUCUCCUGAAGAAGUAUGAUGUGAAGGCAAACGAUGCCAUCCUCGCGGAGGAAAAGCACAUGGGUCUCUAUGAGGACCUUCUCCAGAACUACGAUGCUAAGCUGAUCGCUGGUGGUGCCGCUCAGAACACUGCCCGUGGAGCUCAGUACGUCCUUCCUGAGAACUCCGUCCUUUACAUCGGCUGUGUUGGCCGCGACAAGUACGCCGACAUCCUCAGAGACGCCUGCAAGCAGGCUGGUGUCCACACUGAAUACCGUGUCGACGACACCCAGCCUACUGGAAAGUGCGGUGCGAUCAUCACUGGCCACAACCGUAGCUUGGUCACCCACCUUGCUGCGGCCAACGAGUACAAGCUUGACCACCUGAAGCAGCCGCACAUCUGGUCCCUGGUUGAGAAGGCCAAGGUCUACUAUGUCGGUGGAUUCCAUCUGACUGUCUGUGUGCCUGCUAUCCUGGCCCUUGCUGAAGAGGCAGCUGCCAAGAACAAGACGUUCAUACUCUCCCUCUCCGCUCCGUUCAUCCCCCAGUUCUUCAAGGACCAGCUUGACAGCGUUGUUCCCUACACCGACUACCUCAUUGGCAAUGAGACGGAGGCUCUCGCCUAUGCUGAGUCUCACGGCUGGGGUAUCACCGACAUUGUCGAGAUCGCCAAGAAGCUCGCUACCCUGCCAAAGAAGAACACCAACCGCCCUCGUGUUGCUAUCGUCACCCAGGGCACACUACCCACGGUCGCUGCCGUUGCCAAGGAGAACGGUGAGAUCGAGGUUAAGCAGUUCAGUGUGCGCGCGAUCCCGAAGGACAAGAUCAACGACACUAACGGUGCCGGUGAUGCCUUUGCUGGUGGUUUCGUUGCCGGUAUCGUCGAGGGCAAGUCUCUCGAGGAGAGCAUCGACAUCGGCCAGUGGCUGGCCAGUCUGAGCAUCCAGGAAUUGGGACCCUCGUUCCCCUUCCCCAAGCAGACCUACGUCCCUUCUAAGCAGUAG
Molecule: messenger RNA, 1059 nt
Organism: Paecilomyces variotii
Lineage: Eukaryota; Fungi; Ascomycota; Eurotiomycetes; Eurotiales; Thermoascaceae
Product: Ribokinase-like protein
Exons: 7
Coding region: 1-1059 (352 amino acids)
Biological process (GO): purine ribonucleoside salvage
Cellular component (GO): nucleus; cytosol
Molecular function (GO): adenosine kinase activity
Source: RefSeq, a predicted model, not a curated record